ACUGGCUCGUGUUGUACGAUGGAGAUCUCGUCAAUGAUCGCGUGUUAAGAUUUCAUCAUGGAUUUGGAGCUCAACCGUUCCGACUACGUUCAGGUUGACGGGACGUCCCCAGGGGCCACCAAGAUCCUUCCGCACUCAACGGAGCCUAAAGGGUGUCAAAAGGUGGUCGUCGGUAGUCAGUCUGGAGUCGUUCACUCAUUCGGGGCUAACCGCGGGCACAUUGAAACGGUGUUCAAGACGUUGCCUGGCAAAGGUGUCAGCUGCAUUCAGCUAGGCGGGGUCAUCGGCAACAUCCAGGACAAGAUAUUUGUGGCGGCAGGCAAUGAGAUCACUGGUUACACGCGCAAAGGAAAGCAAUUCCUGAAGUUCGACACCAACCUGACAGACAACAUACGGUGCAUGAGCGUGUGCGGCAACGACCUGGCGGUGUGCGGUGAAUACGUUUACAACCACUACUUCGAAUGCCAGGACAAGAACUACUUCCUCUCGAGUGGCCGCAUCAACGACAUGCUCCUGCUGCCCGUGGAGAAGCUCAGAGCUCUGGUACCCGUGCUCGCUUGCCAGGACAGGCUUCUCCGGGUGCUCAAGGAUUCUCAAUGUCAGAUCGAGAUCGAAGUGUCUGGCCCUGUAACAGCGCUGACUCUUUAUCAAGGAGAUGGAGGGCCAACAGGGAAAGACGUUGUCUACGGCACCAGCGACGGCAAAAUCGGCCUCCUUUCGAUUGACAAGCCUUCUCAAGUUCCGGUCUGGGAGAUCGAAAAUCCCAACGGAGGUGGAAGUGUCACUUGUCUCGGCUCUUACGACAUGACAGGCGACGGAGUCCUGGACCUCCUUGCCGGAAGAAAUGAUGGUCAGGUGGAAAUAUACUCCUUCAACGACCUCGGGGAACCGGUGCUCCGUUUCGCAUACAACUGUGGUGAAAGCGUCACGUCCCUGCAAGGUGGUGUCAUUGGGAAUGCACGCUAUGACGAACUCCUGGUCACUACUUACAGCGGCUGGGUCUUCGGACUGUCUGCCGAGCACGCGGAAAAAAGGCUGGACCCCAACUACCUACUCAUUUCUCCGGAGUCGGCGCAGAAGAUUCUGAAACUAAAGGAAGAGGUGGAGCAACUGGAGCAGAAGGUGGCCCGUGAGCGCGAGGUGUACCAGCUGCGCACCUACUCGGACAAGGGCGCUUUGUCGGCUGUGCCCUUCUUCGCGCUGGACGAUUCGUUCGUGCUCCACCACCAUGAUGCCUCGUACACGCUCGCCGUUCAGUUGCAGACGGCCAUUGACACCGUGGUCCUGCAGUCCAACGUACCCGUGGAUCUUUUGGACAGCAGCAAGAACUCAGCCGUUGUCAGUUACACGUCCUGCGACCCCCAAACAAGUGGCAACUACCUGCUCGCCACGUUCCGGUGCCAGGCGAACACAUCGAGGCUCGAGGUCAAGAUUCGCACCAUCGAAGGCCAGCAGGGCGUUUUGCGUGCCUACGUCAUUCCGCAGUUGCAGCCAAAGUGCUGCCAACUGCGCCAGUACCAGAUACGGCCACUCUCGCUGCACCGGCGGGCGCACUCCGUGGAUGACCAGGACAGGUCACUGAAUGUGCUGAAGCUUUGCGGUCCAUUCAGCCUGGCCGAGAUGCAUGCCUGGCUGGUGCUGAGCCUUCCGGAGGUGGCCGAGAGGCCGCCGGUGACGGACUCGGCCACGCUUCACUUUGUCUCCACGUUCCUCGGGACGUUGCUCGCUUGCGUUUACAGACGUGGCGAAGCAAUAUUCAAAUCCGACAACGUUUCGACAAUAUCUAUACUAAAGGACUUCCUUGCUAAGCAGGCCACUCGGAAAAAGAUCAGAUUGGACAUCGUAUGUGAUAUCAAUUACGACAGCAUAGCGCACACGCUACGGAUGAUUCACCCGAAGCUUGAGUACCAGCUGAUAUUGGCCAAAAAGGUGCAGCUCGUGGAAGCCUUGAAGGAUCUCAAGGUGUAUGAAGGGAAUGCGGACUGCCUUGCACCUGAGUAUCAAGACAUACUGGCGCGAAGUGAUGAGCUGGAGAUGGAAUUCAAAAGACAACCAUGCCAUUUGGAAAGACUUUACGGAAUGAUCACCGACCUCUACAUUGAUGUCUACAAAUUUAAAGGAACCAACGUGAAGAGCAAAGUGCCCGCACUGCUCCAAGUUCUCGACCGCUACGACUUGACUGCGCUGAUCGACUUUUUUCAUGACCAGGUGUAGCCUCUACGCAAAUGCAACGCCUGGGUGCUUCAGCCUAGGAACACAUAGUCAAUCAUAGUCAUAGGAAUACAUGGUCAAUCUGCUUCACAAUAGAAAAAAGUCAAAGGCCUACACGGCACACGCGGCACAAUCACAGCAUCAUUUUCGGCAGCAUGCACUAGAAGGUUCCCCCCUCCUUCCGUGGAGACACCACGACGUGUGCUGUAGAGUAAAUACAAGUGUCGAGACAACGCGGCGCAUGUGUUACCUCCCUUGACCCUUGGCACCUUACGAUGCUGUUGAUGAUGAUGAACAUCAUCAUUUAUUUGCAUCCCCUUUGAAGCAAGGCGGUGACAAACAGUCACCAAGCCUCAUUCAGUUCACCAGGCCCAGCUACAUACAACUGCUACAUGCAACUACAUGCAACAACAUACAACUGCUACAUGCCGGGACAAUUGUUUGAAUGCGGCGCAACUUCAAUGCGCAAUUUGCACGUAUCAAGGCAACGCGGUACGCAUGUCAAGUUGUGACAAGUGGCACGAUAUGAUGCUAAUGUUGAUGAUUUACUGGCAUCCCCUUUGAAACGUGGCGGUGACAAGCUGUCACCUAGCCUGCUUGAUUUAUUCAGUUAGGCUAUGCAUGUUUUUGUUCCACCAUAUUGUAUGCAUCUGCUUCUUCUUUUUCUUCAUCAAAGCUGCUCUAUUUCACUUGUAGCCAUACCUGUGUAACUGCUGCUUGGCGUGCAACUUGAUGUAAUAUUACGCAACUGCAAUAGAAAGUGCGGACACAUCGACCUUAUGCGGAGCGCAUCUCGCGUCGCGUGACAAGUGGCACGGUACGAUGUUAACGAUUAUUUAUUGGAAUCCCCGUUGAAACGGGGUGGUGAGAAGUGGUCACAUAGCUAGUUUGAUUCAGUAUGGUAUACUGUACAUGUUUUUCGUCCUAGCAUGGCAAAGCCAACGGUGAGACUCUCAAUCCCUGGAAUAACGAAGGAGUCGAAGAUGCCGCUUGCUGGGCUCAAGCAUUUCGCGCUAUCAUACAUUGCUUACAUGUAUGGAUAUUACGAACAUGUUUUUACAUAUGGUUCUGU
Molecule: messenger RNA, 3283 nt
Organism: Dermacentor andersoni
Lineage: Eukaryota; Metazoa; Arthropoda; Arachnida; Ixodida; Ixodidae
Product: BBSome complex member BBS7-like
Biological process (GO): cilium assembly; intracellular transport; intracellular protein localization
Cellular component (GO): BBSome; neuron projection; ciliary basal body
Molecular function (GO): protein binding
Source: RefSeq, a predicted model, not a curated record